AUCAGGGUUAAAAGCAAAAGUAUCCCAUAUCAUGGUUGUGAUGUUACGAGUUUGCCGGAUGCAUUGGGUGACUUGAUAUGUUUGAGGUAUCUUGACCUGUCUUACACGCCUAUCGACAUGCUUCCUCGUAGGGCAAGUGGGCUUGUAUCAUUGCAGACUUUAAACUUAAUUGGGUGCUACAAUCUUCGCUAUUUGCCUUUCUUGGGAAAGAUGACCUGCCUCAGACAUCUCAAUCUAACUGGAUGUGAACAAUUAACUGACAUGCCUGCUGGUAUUGAAAGAUUACAUCAACUUCAGACAUUGCCAUUGUAUGUCGCUAGCUUCAGCAGAUCUGAUAUCCUUAAAACUCUGGACCAAUUAAAUCCUUUUCACAAUUUGAACCUUAGUGCUCUGGAACAAUUAAAUCUUUAUGGCAAGUUGAAUCUAACACACUUAGAGACAGUAUGGAAUGCAGUGGAAGCGAAAACAGCUCGGCUAAUGAUGAAGAAAAAUCUCGAUUCAUUGGGAUUAUACUGGGGAGCAUACCAGCGGAGGUCCCAAGAUGUGGACAAAUCAUUGGGGAUAGUACCUAAACGCCGAGAAGCUUCAAUGGUGGGAUUCCAAGUUACACGUGCUGAAGAAAUUCUCAACAGUUUACAGCCACCGAAAAAUAUAAAAAAGCUAGUUAUAAAUGGCUAUCCAGGAAUUAGAUUUGCUGCUUGGGCUCUCCCGGAAUAUGUAAUUGCAGUUGAAAUUGCGAACUGCCAAAAUUGUAGACAUCUUCCAGCCCUUGGGAAUCUUCUGCGGCUUAAGACUCUUUAUCUGCAUGGGAUGCAUGGCGUGAGGAGCAUUGGUACAGAGUUCUACGGUGAUGGUGCAGACAUAAGAUUUUCAUCACUUGAAGAACUAAGACUCAGUGAAUUUCCCAACUUGGAAGAGUGGUCAAGCACAAAUAGCGAAAAUUCAUUCCCGAGCCUGAGGAAAUUAACCGUUAAAAGAUGUCCCAAGCUAGCACAUAUUCCAUCGCCUCAGUCCCUUCAACAUCUAGAGCUGCAAGAUUGUAAUCCAACGUUGACGUCUGUAGGAAGUUUAAGUCUGCUUUCUGUGCUUGUUCUAGAAAACAUACCAGGCCUACUCACUUUCCCAGAAGGGUUCAUUGCAUCAGCUUGUCUGUCUUCUUUGAAGAUCUUGUCCUGUCCCAAGCUUCGUUCACUGCCUUUGCAGAUCAGAAACCUUACUGCUCUGAAUCAUUGACCAUUCGAUGGUGCGAAGAGCUCUUCUCUCUGCCUCAGACUUUACAAAACCUCAAAGCUCUAGAGUCACUGGAGAUUAGUAACUGUCACAGUAUAAUCUCCAUGCCGGAUGGUUGGAUUGGAGGUUUGAGUUUACUUCGAACUUUGUCCAUUGAAAGCUGCACUAAUCUCACUUCUCUGUCAUCAAGCUUGGAAAAGCUCGCGUUGCUUGAGCACUUGACAAUUAUGUUCUGUCCAAAACUUGGUUCUUUUCCAGAAGGUGUUCAACACCUCUCCUCCCUUCGAAGUUUGAUCCUGCUGGGCAAUCCUUGGUUUGAUUCUCUUCCAGAAGGGUUACAAAAUGUGGGAACACUGCACUGUCUCGAAAUUGGUAGCUGCCCCAAUCUAACUGCUUUGCCAGAAUGGUUUGAGGGUCUUGAUUCUCUUAGGUCCUUGACGAUAUCUGAUUGCCCCGGUUUACAAGUAUUGCCACCAGGUUUCAAGAUUCUCACUAAGCUCCAACACCUCUCUAUUCAAGAAUGCCCGGAGCUUGAGGAAAGAUGUAAACAAGGUAGUGGUGAGGAUUGGAUGAAAAUAGCCCACGUCCCACAUAAGUUCAUCGGACCGCCUCAAGCCAGGCAGUCCGGUGAAGCGAGCACAUCUGGCAGCUGAUCUGUUGCUUCAAACAUCUUCUCAGUGAGCAACUUUCAUUUCAUUAUCGUGAACAAGCUUUCAUCAUUAUGCAGCAUGUUUGUAUCCACGGCCAAGAGGCAGCCGGUAUUAAAGAGCUCACAGCUUUCCACUCUACAAUUUAGUAGCAAUCAGCAUGAAAAGACACCACUUGAUUCUACAAUGGAAGUUGGAAUUGUAAGAUGAGGCAGUUAUUAAGUGGAGGAAUUCCCAUACAUGCCAUGAUACGAAGCUCUACAUAAUUUUGGGGUUUCCAUCAAGUUUUGUUUGCUUUUUUCCCUCUCUUUAAUGGCCUAAUUACAUAUUGUAUAUAUUAAGAAUGUUGAAGAGCACUGUGAUUGUGUGUUUUGUGUAUCUCCUUUUCUUUUUGAAAUACUGAGGUUUAUAGCCUUGUGGGAUUUUUGUAAAAACACCUUGUGUUCAUAAGUCUUGAGUGUCAGAAGACUCCCCAGGGCUGGAAGAUGUUCACAAUUUUCCCAGUCGCAAGUUCAACUGAAAUUACAUUUUCUGGGAAAGCCCAAGCAGCAAA
This is a messenger RNA of Malus domestica (apple), 2430 nucleotides long. Its product is annotated as putative disease resistance RPP13-like protein 1. NCBI's taxonomy places the organism in Eukaryota, Viridiplantae, Streptophyta, Magnoliopsida, Rosales, Rosaceae. The record is from RefSeq and is a predicted model, not a curated record.